AUGACGGCUCCGGCUGCUGCUGGCCUCUUCGUCGUCCGCCAGUGGGACAAUGCUGGGCGGCUGAAGCUGGAGAUGGUCAUCGAUGCGGAUGCGGAGACUAAUGAUGACGAGGCAGGAUCCGCCGACAACAACAGGAGGGCAAGUGUUGCUUCGCCGCGCUUUCUCGCCGGUGACCUCGACACGCUGUACAAGCGACACGACUCUGGCUUCGACGACUAUUACCAUCAUCACAGCAGCACAUCUGAGAAGGAUCUUAUCGCGGCGCUGAACGCCAAGCAAACGCGCUCUCCCGGCAAAUCGAGGCAUCUGAUGAAGCGGCGUGCUGCUGCCACCUCCGCCGGCGCUUCUUCUUCCACACAAUCGAGCUCAGCGCAGUCCAGCAUGAGCCUCGAACAUCCGCAUCACAUCCACCCCGUCCACAACACCUACCGCCUACCGCUCACCAUGCCGGACACUCCCCCGGAACGUGAAAAGAAGCCCGGCUUCUUCAAGCGACUGGGCCACUCGCGGCGCAAAAGUCAGAUGCCACCGCCGUCGCAGUCGCAAACUCCCUCACCUGAGCAGUCACGACCGGGCACCGCUGACGACCGGUUUACCACCGCUCCCAGCACAGCAAAACCCGCCGCACCUCUCAACGUGCCGAGAUCUGUACUGCGAUCACCGUCAUCUACAAAUGGACAUGGCCGCCAGCAGAGCGUCGAAGAUGCACCUGCCUUACAGCUGAAUGGCCACCACGAUCAAUUCGCAGAUGCAGAUGCAGAAGCAACGUUUUAUCCACAUGGCUUGACCCCGCUCGGCUCUCCAAAAAGCACGAAAGGACGUGUGAAAUGGGACCCCGAAAAUUCCGGCGACAAUCUCCCAACCAGGCCGCGCCGAGCCAGCUCAGCCGCGACUCACGGCCGAAGAUCUUCAAUUUACUCGAAAGCAGCAGAUGGCGAGCACCAUGGCGGUGUCAAUUCUGGAGCUGGUUCCAAAGCACGAAGGUUGUCCAUUCAUUUGCCCGAGGAGUUCAUCGUCGACGAAUGCCCAUUGGAAGAAUUUUUCACAUUCAUCGAUCGCAAACUACAGAAGGACAUUGGCGAAGGCGGUGCAGCGACUGUGAAGCUUAUGGAAAGCAAGAAUGCAGGUGUUUGCACGAGUAAGAAGAAGCACGUCUUUGCGGUCAAGCAAUUCCGUCCAUGGGAACCCGAGGAGGAAGACGAGCAUGACUACGAGCAGAAGAUAAAGUCUGAGUUCGCCAUCUCAAAGGCCUGUCAACAUCCAAAUAUCGUGGAAACUUACCGACUGUGCCAAUCGAAAGACGGCCAGUGGCAUCAUGUGAUGCAGUAUUGCGAACUGGGCGAUUUGAAUGAUCUCAUCAACAAGGAGUUCUUCAACCAAGAGGACAAGGACUGCAUGUUCAAGCAGCUUGUGAGAGGAGUGGCUUAUCUUCACGAACGAGGCAUUGCGCAUCGCGACCUCAAGUCAGAAAACUUGCUGGUCACAGGGGACGGAUGCUUGAAGAUUGCAGACUUUGGCACAGGAGAAGUCUUCAACGGCGAUCAUCCUGGGGUGCGAAAUUGUCGACGACAGAGCAUCAUCAGCCCUGAUGCGCCAGUGCGGAAGAGUCCGCCAGGCUGGGUUGGCAGCAAGCCUUAUAUGGCUCCGGAAAUUAUACAACGGAAAGGAGAGUACGACGCAAGGGCUGCGGAUGUUUGGUCUGUUGGAAUUUGCUAUAUCACGUUGUGCUUCGGUGGCACCCCAUGGGAGUCGGCUGAUCCAUCGUGCAAAAACUUCAGCAUCUACAUGAGUACCUGGGACAGCUGGCUGGACAAGUACCCGGACGGUGAGAUCUGCAAAGGCCGUGAACUCCCAGCCUUCGUCUACACGAGGCAAUUCAUGCAAUUGGGCGAUGUAGGCACCAAGACCAUGGUCUUCGGCAUGCUACACCCAGAGCCCGAUAAGCGCUGGGGCAUCCAGGACAUACUCGAGUGGAAGACAGUCACCGAGUUUGCCUGCUGUCAACAGACAGGCUACAGCGACGACAUCAAGAAGCGCCAAAAGAAGGCGCUACAUAACCACAAACCACCGACUGGAAAGGUCAAGAGUCCCGGAAAGACCCCAACCAGAGCGAAGACGGGUCUCCUGAAACCCAGUCACAAGUGA
Molecule: messenger RNA, 2145 nt
Organism: Fulvia fulva
Lineage: Eukaryota; Fungi; Ascomycota; Dothideomycetes; Mycosphaerellales; Mycosphaerellaceae
Product: Serine/threonine-protein kinase HAL4/SAT4
Exons: 1
Coding region: 1-2145 (714 amino acids)
Biological process (GO): intracellular monoatomic cation homeostasis; intracellular signal transduction; protein phosphorylation
Molecular function (GO): ATP binding; protein serine/threonine kinase activity
Source: RefSeq, a predicted model, not a curated record